Arachis stenosperma is the source of this 1499-nucleotide messenger RNA. Its product is annotated as GPN-loop GTPase QQT2. The coding region runs from base 139 to 1326 and encodes 395 amino acids. The record is from RefSeq and is a predicted model, not a curated record. Gene Ontology annotation, molecular function: GTPase activity. The transcript has 6 exons. NCBI's taxonomy places the organism in Eukaryota, Viridiplantae, Streptophyta, Magnoliopsida, Fabales, Fabaceae.
CUUUGCGGACAAACCCUAAACCCUUAAUACAUUUCCUCCUUCUCUCUCAAUCCGUGACUCAGCUCCAACUCUGAAUCCCCCAGUCGCGAUUCGCCGACCUCACCUCCUCCUCCAGCCGCGCCUCCUCACUCAGCCCCUAUGCAUAUGGAUUCCACCGAUUCUUCGGCAGUUCAAGCAGAAGACAAAGAGAAGGAGCAGCUCACAGAGAAUAUGAACAAAUUGCAUAUUGAAGGAUCAUCAUCAUCUGGGAAUGGAUCACCUAACUUCAGAAGAAAACCGGUCAUUAUCAUAGUUGUAGGAAUGGCAGGUACUGGGAAAACAACAUUUCUUCAUAGGUUGGUUUGCCACACACAAAUGUCGAAUAUUCGGGGUUAUGUGGUCAAUCUCGACCCAGCUGUCAUGACCCUGCCGUUUGCUGCAAACAUUGAUAUUAGAGAUACUGUUAAGUACAAAGAAGUCAUGAAGCAGUUUAACCUUGGCCCUAAUGGUGGAAUUUUGACUUCCCUUAACUUGUUUGCUACCAAGUUUGACGAGGUAGUCUCUGUUAUCGAGAGGCGAGCAGAUCAACUUGACUAUGUUCUUGUGGAUACGCCUGGGCAGAUCGAGAUAUUCACCUGGUCUGCUUCUGGUGCUAUUAUUACAGAAGCAUUUGCCUCCACAUUCCCCACUGUAGUCACCUAUGUUGUUGAUACACCUCGUUCAGAAAAUCCCACCACUUUCAUGAGCAACAUGCUUUAUGCUUGUAGUAUCCUCUACAAGACCAGGUUACCUCUUAUCUUGGCUUUCAACAAGGUUGAUGUAGCUCAGCAUGAAUUUGCCUUGGAGUGGAUGGAUGAUUUCGAGGCGUUCCAAGCAGCAGUAAGUUCAGAUCACUCGUACACAUCAAGCUUGACUCAGAGCCUUUCUCUUGCGCUAGAUGAAUUCUACAAGAAUUUGAGAUCAGUUGGAGUUUCUGCAAUUUCUGGUGCAGGUGUUGAAGACUUCUUCAAGGCUGUUGAAACUAGUGCAGAGGAAUACAUGGAAAGCUAUAAGGCUGAUCUUGAUAAAAGACGCGAAGAGAAGCAGCGAUUAGAGGCAGAGCGAAGGAGGGAAAACAUGGAUAAACUGAGGAGGGACAUGGAGAAAACUGGGGGACAAAACGUAGUCUUGAGCACUGGUUUGAAAGACAAAGAAGCAAGUAAAAGCAAGAGCAUAAUAGAAGAGGAGGAUGAGGUUGAAGAGGAUGAUAAAAUGGAUGAUGAUGAUGAUGAUUUGGGGAUAUAUAGUGAAGAGGGAGAUGCUAUAGAUGAGGAUGAAGAUGAGGAAGUUGAUAGGUUUGCUUUCUAAUGCAAAUUUUAUCAACCAAGCUCUAUUUCUCUGGAACUCUACCUUUGUAUAGGACCUUGACUUUUUUUUGAUACAUGAAUGCUACCUUUGUAUAGGACCUUGACUUCCAUUUGAUACAUGGAUGCUACCUUUAGAGUUUGAUCACUAAUUAAUCAACUAUUUUGUUUCUUAUA